UCAGUCAGUCGUUCGUCUUCCUGUUCAGCAGCCGCUCUCUUCCUCUCCGCUACCAGACUUCAGUCACCAAUCGAUCAAAAAUGACGAAGAGGACAAAGAAGGCUGGAAUUGUUGGAAAGUAUGGUACACGCUAUGGUGCCAGUCUGCGGAAGCAGAUUAAGAAGAUGGAGGUUAGCCAGCAUAGCAAAUACUUGUGUGAAUUUUGUGGAAAGUACGCUGUGAAGAGAAAGGCGGUUGGAAUCUGGGGCUGCAAAGAUUGUGGCAAAGUUAAAGCAGGAGGAGCAUACACAUUGAAUACUGCAGUGCUGUGACAGUCAGGAGCACAAUUCGGAGGCUGAGGGAGCAAACCGAGAGUUGAUCUCGAGUCAGAUUUUCUCAUGCUGA
Molecule: messenger RNA, 384 nt
Organism: Coffea arabica (coffee)
Lineage: Eukaryota; Viridiplantae; Streptophyta; Magnoliopsida; Gentianales; Rubiaceae
Product: large ribosomal subunit protein eL43
Biological process (GO): translation
Cellular component (GO): ribosome
Molecular function (GO): structural constituent of ribosome
Source: RefSeq, a predicted model, not a curated record